AUGUUUAGAUCAGAGGAUCAGGAACUUUAUGUGAAAGACAACGAAAAUGAGGAAACCAUCACGCUACAAGAUAUAUCAUCACAGAAGGAAGAGCCCGACAACCCAACUGAUGACGAAACCCCUUUAUUGCCGAAUAGUUCACGUGAAGGUUCUACCAUAAUAGAAGACAAUGCAAUAAAUGAUGAGCUAAAAAAACCACGAGAAGGUGGAACUCUUUUUUCUAGCUUUUUAAACAUGGCUAAUAGUAUUAUUGGAGCUG
Molecule: messenger RNA, 259 nt
Organism: Acaulospora colombiana
Lineage: Eukaryota; Fungi; Glomeromycota; Glomeromycetes; Diversisporales; Acaulosporaceae
Source: the annotation of a GenBank genome assembly